Molecule: messenger RNA, 1644 nt
Organism: Plenodomus lingam JN3
Lineage: Eukaryota; Fungi; Ascomycota; Dothideomycetes; Pleosporales; Leptosphaeriaceae
Source: RefSeq, a predicted model, not a curated record
AUGGCUCUCCGCGCACCUUUUUCGCGCGCUGCGACUCGCCCCGCCACAUGUAUCCUGUCGCCAUACAGCUCGCAAUGGAGAAGAGGCAAUGCAUCUAUCGCCCCACAACAAGUGCCAACUGGUUCAAAGGGGCCUACUGCUAUGGUCUUCAUGAACAUGGGCGGGCCUGCGACAACAGAUGAAGUCCAUGGUUUCCUAAGCAUGUUGUUUGCUGACAAAGAUCUCAUCCCACUCGGACCACUUCAGAACUACAUUGGCCCCUACAUUGCACGGAGACGGACACCAAAAAUCCAAAAGCAAUAUGCAGAAAUUGGUGGCGGAUCGCCUAUCCGGAAAUGGUCGGAACACCAGGCUGCUGAAAUGUGCAAGAUCCUCGACAAGACAUCUCCAGAGACUGCGCCGCACAAGCCAUACGUUGCCUUUCGAUAUGCCAAUCCCCUUACAGAAGAUACAUACAAGAAGAUGCUGGCAGAUGGAUUUGGCGGCGGUAACGGCGGCAGAGCAGUGGCUUUUACCCAGUAUCCUCAGUAUUCAUGCUCCACAACGGGGUCCUCACUGAACGAGCUAUGGAAGUGGCGUACAAGGCUGGAAGGCAAGAGGGCCAAUGGAGAAGCCGAGCCAGAAGGUGCGAUUAAAUGGAGUGUCAUCGACCGCUGGCCAGCACAUCCAGGCCUCGUCGAAGCUUUCGCAACGAACAUCGAGAAGAAGCUUGCCGAAUACCCCGAGGAUCGAAGAGACAACGUCGUCAUUCUCUUCUCAGCCCAUAGUCUACCCAUGACCGUUGUCAAUCGCGGUGACCCAUAUCCAGCCGAGGUCGCCGCCACAGUCUACGCCGUCAUGCAACGCCUUGGCAUGAAGCACAAAUACCGUCUCGUAUGGCAAUCGCAAGUCGGCCCUCAGCCCUGGCUCGGUGCGCAAACUUCCGACACAGUCAAGGAAUACAUGAAGAAGGGACAAACAGACAUGCUCCUUGUGCCCAUUGCAUUCACCAGCGAUCACAUUGAAACACUCUACGAAUUGGACAAGGAAGUCAUUGGCGAGGACGCCGAAGGCCACGAAGGUGUAAAGCGCGCCGACAGUCUCAACGACAGCCCCAUUUUCAUCCAGGCGCUCGCCGAUUUAGCAAAGUCACAUCUCGAGAGCGGAAAGGCGUGUAGUCCGCAGCUGACCCUGAGGUGUCCCAAGUGCACGAGUGAGCGCUGUGCAGCCCAAAAGGAGUUUUUUGCCAGUCAGAAUCAGGUUCUUCAGGCGGCAGCUGGUCUGAAAGCAGGCCUACCGGCAAAUGACCUUCUAUAUACAUUUCUGUCUCUUCGACAGCCUGAAGUGAGGAACAACAGGUGCAUGUACUGGCUAAUAGCAUUUCCGAGGGUCGAACUUCUCAAGAAAAGCUAUCCUCGUUUCGCCCCUCGUCGCUGCCGCGCAAAUACCAAAUGGAACAUUAGACGAGUGAUGCGGGCUCCCAUCGUAAUCGAAGACUUGGGUAACCACAUCAACAGUAAGGUAGACGUUGAGCGUAACCAGGUUUCUAUGCCAAUCAUGCCCCGAGGUGUUGACCCCGAACUCGAUAUGGAAGACGUCGAAAGGGUGUCCAUUGUCUCUGCUGAUAGUAUACCUGGAGCCGUGCCCGGUCCUGAUUCUUUGUAG